Messenger RNA from Polyodon spathula (Mississippi paddlefish), 1453 nucleotides. It is a transcript of the gene dnali1, whose product is annotated as dynein, axonemal, light intermediate chain 1. The coding region runs from base 328 to 981 and encodes 217 amino acids. The transcript has 6 exons. Gene Ontology annotation, cellular component: axoneme; filopodium. Gene Ontology annotation, molecular function: dynein heavy chain binding. The record is from RefSeq and is a predicted model, not a curated record. NCBI's taxonomy places the organism in Eukaryota, Metazoa, Chordata, Actinopteri, Acipenseriformes, Polyodontidae.
UGGGUACAGUAAAUGAGAAACAUUCCAUAUGCUAAUAUGUUGGAGCUCACAGAGUUUGUUUUAAUCUAAACUGAUAAACACUUAGUCUGAUUAGUGCACUCUUAAACGUGUAGUGCUGCAAUCUACUACACCAAACUACCUUUGGGGCAAUGUAAAUAAACUGGACUCUCAACAAGGUCUGCUUUAUGAUAACUUGGUGAAAAGGCUCAACUUUGGAAGUAUGCAGUAAACAGACACCAACUAACUUAAUCGUUGGACUGUAGCUUUAAGAACCAAGGAAAAGGAUAGCUACAUGCUCGUCCUUUGAAAGUGAGCCCCCAGCAACCAAUGGUAACAGGUCCAGUCCCCCCACCACCUAAAUCAAAGACAACUUCAGUUGAUGUUAACAAAGAACAGACUGAAGAAAUCCUUAAUGCAAUCCUACCUCCCAGAGAAUGGAUGGAAAGCAACCAGCUGUGGGUGCAACAGGUAGCUAGUACCCCUUGCACUCGCAUGGAUGUGGUUCACCUGCAGGAACAGCUGGAUCUGAAGUUGCAACAAAGACAGGCUCGCGAGACGGGAAUCUGCCCUGUGCGCAGGGAGCUCUACUCACAGUGCUUUGAUGAGCUGAUCAGACAGGUCACCAUUAACUGUGCAGAGCGUGGGCUGCUUCUGCUUAGAGUGCGAGAUGAGAUCCGCAUGACUAUUGCUGCUUACCAGACUCUGUAUGAGAGCAGUGUGGCGUUCGGUAUGAGGAAAGCUCUGCAAGCCGAACAAGGGAAAUCUGACAUGGAGAAAAAGAUUUCCGAUUUGGAAAGUGAGAAGAGGGACUUUGAGAGGCAACUGAAUGAGCAGAAAGCAAAGUGUGAAGCUAUUGAGAAACGUGAGGCUGAGAGAAGACAGGUGGAGGAGAAGAAACACACGGAGGAAAUCCAGUUCCUCAAACGAACCAACCAGCAACUCAAGGCACAGCUGGAAGGUAUUAUUGCUCCGAAGAAAUAAGUGGACCAGAAAAUCUUACAUCUAUUGUUUCCAUUAUGUAAUACUGUUUUUAUUAAAUUCUUAUAUAAAACACUCCCCGAUUUGUUUUUGUACCCCAAAUACAUUUUAUGUAAAAGUAUUUUAAAACAAACAGGUUCUGUACUAAGAGUAGUUGCCUCAAUUUUAAUUGUGUGGAAUUGACCUAGGUACUAGGUAGUCUGGAAACCACAAUGUGCAGUUUGAGAGUGCAGCAUCUACUACAUAAUGAUGUCCUAGCAUGGCAUCUUCUGAAUAGCAAUAAUGACUGGUAACUCUAAACAUGUGUUGCCCACAGUUUUGUCCAGAUAUUUAUGUCCAGGUAAUAAUGGAACAGGAGCAGAAUACCAUAUAGAUAAUAUUGGAUGUAUUGUUUUUUUCUCAAUUACCCAGAAACAAACUCAAAUCCAACUUAUCUUAGCAUUCUGGUAAAAAUCCUGAUCUGAAGUGUACCUUU